AGCGCGUUUUCAGCCUCAGUCGUCCGGGACUGCGAGGAGCAUCGUUGCAGAGGAUCCAACAUGGCCGUCGACGACAGCGGAAUUACCUCAGCCAACCCAGGUCGAUGGAGCUUGGGUCAGAAGGAUCGUCGAGGGCCCAACUUGGAUCGAGCUUUGGAUUGGCCUUUGAGCAAAGAAGAGAAGAGACAUUGUUUGAUUCGCAUUUGCCAGAUGGAGCUGCAGGAGUCGGAGGAACACAUGGAUGAACAGCAGGAUGAGAUUGAGGAGCUUCAGCACGAAGUGAAGGUGCUUCGACGCCAAAGCCUGGGCUCACAAUCCACCGCCGCCAGCGUCUCCCCACGCUCUGAGGAAUCGGGCCUUGUGGAGGGUCUUGCAGUCAAACCCAGCGCUCCAAGUGGCACGGUAGACCCGGUUCAACAGGAAGCUCCUGAGGCGGCAGAGAGUCCGCGGCCAGAGAGGCCGCCGUCUAACCGAGAGGAAGCCCUGCGGCUAUCGCUGGUGGCAUAUUUGCACGAGAGGAGUCGUUUAAGCUUGGAGACUCAUGCGAAGAAGUCCCCGAGCGAAAUCGCCCAAUUCUAUGGUGACUCUGAGGGUCAUGUGGCGGACCUGUGGAACUCCAUCCGUGAGAAGGACCGGCUCUCGCACUUCGAGGCGUUGAUUUGGUUGAUGCGAUCCUCGCCAGCAGAACGCCUGCAGAUGGACCCAGCCAAAAGGGCCAGGCAGUGGCGUUCCGUGCUGCUCCGCCCGGACCCGGCGCGCACGCGCCAGGGCUACAAUGAGCUACGUUCCCGUGCUUUGAUGGCUGACCAGGCCAAGGAGCUCCGCUCUGAGCUGCAGUCGGAGUUGAAGGUCGCCUGGAAAGGAGAGGCCUUUAUGUGUACAGAGAACUUGUCCGAUGCGAUUGCCUCCGUGGCGCAAACCAUCAGCGCUCCCAAGGGGCGCCUCUUCCGCGGCGCCGUGCAGAUCGCCGCACUGCUGAUCUUCGGCUUGUUACCGGACAGCGAGUCCUUGGAAGAAGCAGAGACAGAUGCCUUUUGGUGUUUUUUCCAGCUCUUGACUGAGAUGAAGGCGGGUGAUGACGAGCAGACCAGAACCUUCCGUGCACGUCGAGUUCACGAGCUGCUGAAAGCCUAUGAUCCGGAUCUGGUGGAGGUCUUGGAUCAUCAGGGCUUGAUGGUCUUUGUCGCCACCCGCUUGGGCGAAGCCUUCUGCACGCGCAGUGGCUUGCCUUUGGAGAGCUGUGCUCAGCUUUGGGAUGCCGUCCUUGCAGAUUCUCAGGGAUUUGCCUUUUGUGACUACGUGGUAUGCGCCUUGCUGCUGCUGAGGCGUCAGGAGCUCUUGCGCCUCAAGUCCGACGCCGAGGCCUUGGCCGAGGCCUUGUUGGCACUCCCUCGAUCCGUGCCCUUGGACCGGGCGCUGCGCCUGGGAUCCUCGUUGCGCGCGCUGGAGCAGCAGAAGGUUUUGCGCAUGGUCAAGGCACAGGAACUCUACGAACGGCGAUUGAAAACCUUGGAGGCUGCAGCCAGAGCAACCAUGUCGGAUGACAAUGGGAUGAUCAAAGCCUUGGGCAGCUUUUGGAGCGGCAUCCGAGAACGGGGCGCAAAUGCCCUUGAGGUCGGCCGCUCGGUAGCCCGCUGUGCCUGGCCACGAGCGCAGGCAGCAGAGGAAGAGAAGCCUCCAGUGGAAGAGGAGCUGAAACCCUUAAGGCGCCGUCUCAAUGAAGAGACGAAAGAUGACUGAGCCAAGAUGAAGAUGGCUGUGAAUUGUGCAGGAGGGAGGUGGCCCAUGAUUGGCCUUGGGGCGUGCUGCCCGAUUGUAGUUUUUUGGAACCAAUCGUGUUGGUCGCUGGUCGUUGAGGUCUCUUUGAGGUUUUUCAGGCCCGUUGAUGUCCC
Durusdinium trenchii is the source of this 1892-nucleotide messenger RNA. NCBI's taxonomy places the organism in Eukaryota, Dinophyceae, Suessiales, Symbiodiniaceae. The record is from the annotation of a GenBank genome assembly.